ACUUUUUUAAGUUUACAAGUUACGAUACACCCAAAGACCAAAAAUCAGAAGACCAAAAAAAAAACAGAGAAGACAUGAACUGUAUGUUCUUGUUCAAGUCCAAGAAACCUAAAUCUAGAAGAAAUCUUGAUAAGGAGAACAAAAACUCAAGAUUACAAAAGUCAGCUCCUGAAUUAACUACGAGAAGUUCGUCGUUGUCGUUCAGUCUCCCUACACCAAGAUCUCUGCCAUCUCCGACGAGUAUAAAAGACUUAUACACAGAGAGAGAACAAAAUCAUCAAAAUCUGAGGGUCUUCUCUUACAAUGAACUAAGUAACGCCACGUGUGGGUUUAGCAGAAAGCUAAAGAUCGGACAAGGUGGCUUUGGUUGUGUUUAUCAAGCCACCAUUGACAAUCCCACCGGAACAAGUUCUCAUUCUUCUCCACUUGCCGUCGCCGUUAAGAAACUCAAUCGACAAAGUCUACAGGGUCAUAAGCAAUGGCUAGCAGAGGUUCAGUUGCUGGGCGUAGUGAAUCACCCUAACGUAGUGAGGCUCUUAGGGUAUUGCGCAGAGGACACAGAGAGGCUUUUGGUUUACGAGUUGAUGUCUAAUCGUAGCUUAGAGGAGCAUCUCUUCACUCGAAAAACCGUAACGCUGUCGUGGAAACAAAGGCUUGAGAUCAUGCUCGGUGCAGCGCAAGGAUUGGCUUAUUUGCACGAAAUCCAGGUAAUAUAUAGAGACUUCAAAUCAUCAAAUGUGCUUUUAAACGAUGACUUUCAUCCGAAAUUAUCAGAUUUUGGUCUCGCUAGAGAAGGUCCCGAAGGAGACAACACUCAUGUUACAACCGCGAGAGUUGGAACAGACGGCUACGCCGCCCCGGAGUAUGUAGCAACCGGCCAUCUCAGGACACAUUGCGAUGUCUAUAGCUUUGGAGUUGUUCUGUAUGAGAUCAUCACUGGUCGCCGGACAAUCGAACGAAUGAAGCCUUUGGCUGAGAAGAAGCUUCUAGAAUGGGUCAAAAAGUAUCCUGUUGAUAGCAAAAGCUUCAAAAUGAUCAUUGACUCGAAGCUAUGCCACAAGUAUCCAAUUAAGAUGGUCAGGAGAGUGGCUAAGCUGGCUGAUCACUGUCUGAAAAAGAACGAUAAAGAGAGACCCACCAUGGCCUUUGUCGUCGAGAGUCUUAGAAAGAUCAUUGAGGAAUCAAAUGGAGCUAUGAGAAGUUAUUAGUGUUAGAGCCUAACUUUUUUUUGUUUUCUAAAGAGUAGAGAAUACUUACGAGCAAAUAUAUAUGAGAUGUAUGAAAAAGCCCAAGUAAUAUAAUAUUAAGCCCAUUAUCUAAAAGACUCGUUA
This is a messenger RNA of Capsella rubella, 1331 nucleotides long. RefSeq names its product probable serine/threonine-protein kinase PBL20. Gene Ontology annotation, molecular function: protein kinase activity; ATP binding. Gene Ontology annotation, biological process: protein phosphorylation. Lineage: Eukaryota; Viridiplantae; Streptophyta; Magnoliopsida; Brassicales; Brassicaceae. The coding region runs from base 75 to 1208 and encodes 377 amino acids. The record is from RefSeq and is a predicted model, not a curated record. The transcript is spliced from 4 exons.